AUUCUCAUUAGUUUUUUCAUUUCACGUAAUCAUGAGUGUGUUUAAGUAAUUGCAAUUAAUUUUUAUCAAAAUGUAAAUGUUGUCGCUUCCAAAAUUUUCACAGAUUAGAUUUCAGUGUCAAGCAAUUAUGAAGUAUACUCGCGAAAAAAGCCCUAAAACAAAAAAUAAUCUGCUAAAAUCAACAGUUUUCGAAUCUGGUUGUGUCAUAUAUUAAUCUCAAAUAAUUUGUAAAUAUAUCCAGACAAGUAUCACCUGUUGAAAUAUUCAAUUUUAUCUGUGAUAGUUUUUAUUUUAUAUUAUUUACGACGAAUCAGAAUGGAAGAGAAGGAUAAAAAAAAAUUUGGUUCAGUUGCUGGAAGUCCUUCUGAAUGUUCUGCAAAAUCUUCUAGACAAAAGUUGAAAAACCUAAUAGCAGAACGAAGGAGGCAGAAACUGGAUCAAACUAUGAUUCAACCCGAAUUGAUGGACCCUUAUGAGGCUGUGAACAGGUACAAAAUUGCUCAGUUCAAACCAACUGGAUAUAUUGAAGAAGAAAAUUCAGGACAUUAUUGCAUCUGGGAUCCAAAUUAUCCCGAAAAUCCUGAAAGGGUAGCUUGCUCAAAAAGGAGAUUAGAAGACCUUGAUUUAAUAAAAAGAUGUAAAAAAGUUUCACCUCAAAAAUUUCCAGAAGAUGUGUAUCUUAAAUUACACAAUAAAGAAUUAUAUGAGAAGCUUAAAGAUAUUAAAAAUAUUUCAGAAGACAAACUACAAGAAUUAGCUUCAAAAUACGAUUCCGUUUUUUUUACACAUGCAACAUUUACCUCUUCAAUUAUUGCUGCCGAAGCAGCAAUAACAUUGACCCUAGAAGUAGCAAGAGGAAAUUUGAAAAAUGGAUUCGCCCUAAUUCGUCCACCUGGACAUCAUGCUAUGGCGGAUGCGUUUUGUGGAUACUGCUUCCUCAAUAAUGUCGCUCUUGCCGCUCAGGUAGCUAUAGACAAGGGAUUAGCUAAAAAAGUUCUUAUCAUUGACCAUGAUGUUCACCAUGGCCAAGGCACACAAAGAAUGUUUUAUGAUAGAGAUGAUGUACUUUAUUUCUCUAUUCAUCGGUAUGAAUAUGGAACUUUUUGGCCAAAUCUAAGAGAAAGUGACUCAGAUUAUAUAGGAGAUGGAAAAGGAAAAGGGUAUAAUAUUAAUAUUCCAUUAAAUGUAAUUGGACUAGGAGAUGCUGAUUAUUUGACAAUAGUAUUUAACAUUUUGCUUCCAGUAGCAUAUGAAUUUAAUCCAGAUUUAAUCAUUAUAUCGGCAGGCUUCGACUCAUGUUUGGGAGAUGAAAAGGGGGAAAUGUUAGUAUCUCCUCACUUUUACGGUCAGCUGAUAACACUUUUAUCAGGUCUAGCUGACGGCAAACUAGCUGUAUGCCUAGAAGGGGGAUAUUUUCUUGAAUCUCUUGCGGAAGGAGUAGCAUGUACUAUAAAAGCACUUCUUGGCGAUACAUGCUAUCCGAUUUCUUCUGAAUUUGAAGUACAUCCCACACUUAUCGACGUCAUUAAUAAUACAAAAUACUUUUUAAGAGAUUAUUGGGAAUGUUUCAAAAAUGAUCCGCUGUUUUCUUUCCCAAAAACUCUAGAUCUGGAGAAUUGCCUUGAAAUUUCUAGAGAUACAGAACAUUUGACUUGCAUUUCUUAUAAAAACGUUUCACAAGUCCCUACGAUUUUUGAAACGUACGGCUUUUAUCCGCAAAGAACGGAGGAAGAACACGAAACAUUUCUGAAAAUGAUAUUAGAUCUUAGAAAGGAAUAUUCACAAGGACGCAAAAGUGUCAAUGUUGUUGGUUACGCUUACGAUGAAUUAUUACUUAGACAUAAAGGUAACGAAAAAUUCGGUAAAUUUCCAGAAAGACCAGAAAGAAUUGUAGAGAUAUUGAGGAGUUUAGACAAUUUUGGAAUAUUGAAACGUUGUCAAAAAAUACAGCUUUCUGAAUUUAAUGAAAGAAAAUGGAUAGAAAAGAUCCACAAAAAAGAAUACAUAAUUGAUGUUCUUGAACAGCGAAAUCUUAUCGAAAAAGCUGACUGGUUUUUCAAUGCAGAAACAACAGACUGUAUAUUGAAAUGCAUCUCAUGUGUAAUUUCAUUGGCCGAAAAUAUACAUCAAGGAUCUAUUCGAUCUGGUGUUGCGAUUGUUAGACCACCUGGGCAUCACGCAUGUUUUGAUGAAGCCAAUGGAUUUUGCUUUGUUAAUAAUGUAGUUAUUGCAGCUCAAUAUUUAAUCGAAGAGAGAAAGUACAAAAGAGUGCUUAUAGUAGAUUUUGAUAUUCAUCAUGGUAAUGGGACUCAAAAUCUUACUUAUAGUCGAGAUGAUAUUAUGUACAUUUCCCUUCACCGCUUCGAUAAAGGAAAAUAUUUUCCAUUUUUAGAUGAAGCUGAUUAUAAUUAUGUUGGUAGCAGUACAGGUUUAGGAUACAAUAUUAACAUACCCUUUAACAAGGGUAAUAAGACUGAUCAUGAUUAUUGGACUGUUUGGCUCAAACUAGUUCUUCCAUUAGCAUACUCCUACAAUCCAGAAUUUGUAAUUAUAUCCGCUGGAUUUGAUGCGGGAUAUUUUGAUCCACUAGGAAAUGGUUAUAAAUUAACACCUGAAAUUUAUUCACAUUUUAUUCAAACACUUAAGCCACUUGCAUCAGGAAAAAUCCUUUUAGCGUUAGAAGGUGGUUAUCACCUUGAAAGUACUGCUCUUUCAUUGACAUUGUGUAUGAAAGCACUUUUAGGUGACCCUUUACCAGUUCCUAAAUUUUCCGAUAAAGUUGACCAGGACACAUGUGAGACCAUUCAGAAAGUAUUAUCAGUACAUCGUGACAAAUGGAAAAUGUUGAAGGUGAAUAAGAAAAUAGCAAAUUUCUCUUGUACCGAAAAAGAAAAAACAGACCUUGAAAGUUCUUGCAAAAAGGAAAUUGAGAAGGGAGGAAGCGUUGAGAACUUGAAACAAAAAUUUAAAAGGAACAUAAUAUAUAAUGACAUUUAGUGCAGAAAUUCUAUUUAUAUUCCAAUUAAAAUUCUGAAAUUAGAUAUAUAUAUAUAUAUAUAUAUAUAUUACAAAUAUAUAUUAGAUGUACCCUCUUGGGAAAUGUACACUUUUCCCAGAAAGUUAGGUAUAUGUAAACUGAAUAUAAUGUAUAUGUACAUUUCCUGGCAAAUGUGUACUCUUGUCAUCACGUUUUGGUAAAUGUGUACUCUUGCCUUCACGUUUUGGUAAAUGUAUACUGUUACCUGCAUGUUUUAAGAAAAGUUAGAAUACAAAUAAAUUAAAAAUCUUGCUGCAGUAAAAAAAAUAUUUAUUUAAAUAAACAUAAUACAAAAGGCUUCAUUAACGAAAAGUAUUUCAAUUAAAAAAUGUAAAUGACAAACAAUACAUACUUUUCUUCGCAUAUUAUAUAAUACGUCGUAAGUUAUGAUCCCAAUAUUUCUAAAUACAAUUUUCGUCCUAGUUUUUCAGGACCAAUACGAUGGUAAUCAAACAAAUAAUAAUAAUAACAUACUUUUCUUUAUUAUACCAGUUAAAUUUUAUAAAACUAUAAAGGAACAUAUAGAAAUUUCAUAAUGAAAAGAGCAAGAAUUGGUAUUGUGGCACUUGGAAUUAAAUAAUAUUCCAGCAUUUUUACAACUGCAUUUUUUUGAGGAACAUGAUCUUUCACAGAUACAUCUUUUAAAACCUUGUCCACCAGUAAGAGACUACAUACCUAUAAUUUCUCUUGCCGAUUUCUCAACAUCUGAGGAACAUCUUCGUAUAAUAUAAACUUUUGUUCGUUGAUGGCGAAUUCAUGCCUAGAAUAAGAUUGUUUUAGAACUCCCUGUUAAUUUCCUAAUUUUAUAUAAAUUUUUAUAAUUAAUAAUACAAAUCAAAUUUUUUGGAUCCGUUUUACCACGAUCAACGUCGCAAAAUAUUUUAUGCUACCCUCUUCUUUAAAUCGACUUAUUAAUUUUUCUUCCUUCCCUACCACUAUUAUAUCGUAUCUUUUCAGCCGGUAGCAAUCUACAUCAAUUUUAUUCUUUUCUUUUAACUUUGCUGCCUUUACUUCCAAUAAUAUUUUUUUCAUACUGAUGCUGGUUUAAAUAAAUAUUAUUUUUGUUUUUUUGUGAUAAAAUCUGUUCUAGUUGUUCCAUUGUUUUUCAAAAAUUCUAACUAAAAAAUUUUUUUUGUAGAAAAAUUAAAAUUUUAAAUCCAUAAUUAUGAUAAUUUUAACUAUCUUCAGUAUUAUUUCUCUAAAUAUCUUAAACUAUAUCCAGAAAUCUUCAGUACUGUGGCAUUAAUUUGUAAUGUAGUUAUUGUAGGGUACAUAAACAUAAUAACAUUAACAUCAUAGAUAGAGCACUUGCACGAAAUGUGUAACGUGAAAUAGCAGCGCCUACUGAACUAGCCAAAACGGUUUGCAUAUCACUACAAGUGCGCAUGCGCACCACAUUACUAGCACAUGCGAUUUCGAAUUUUGUAUGCUCACAACUACCAAAACGACAUGGUCAUUGUGAAUUCAAUGUACAUUUCCCUUAUUUGAAAUUGUAAAUGUUAGUUGAAUGCACAGUACCCAAAUGAGGAGGCAUUGUGCACUUUUAUGGAAAAUGAUUGUCUUAAAAUAGAAAUAUUAAUUUUGUCUUUUUUUAUCAUUGAGCAGAAUUAUUUUUUUUAAUCAAUUUUUUAUUUUAAUAAAAUGUACUUUUUUAUCUGUUUCAUAGUUUGUUGAUCAUGUCUUAUUUUUUUAACAUAUUGAAUAUUGAUAAAUUGUACUUUUCCUGUAUAAAUAGCUUUACAGUUACAAGGAACCUCAUAAAUAAUCCUUUAUUUCCUGCGUUUUAGAUUUAAUACUAGUAGAAUAUUUUGAUAAUGUUUCUAUUUUCAUAUUUAUUAAAAUAAAUUUUAACUGUUGAGAAAAUUGUUAUCAGUGAUAAAGAUAAGUGGUAGAGAUUUUGAUGUUUAAAAUUUGUUGUGGUUGUUAUUGGUUAUAUUUAUUUAUCCUUCUUUUUCGUGUAUUACAAUUUAAAUUUCAAUAAUAAAGAACUGAUAAUAUUGGUAAUAAGAAUAUAGUAUGCUGAUAUAUAUUAUUCAUUCAAGAAGACCUAUAGUGAAGGACAUUUAUUCAAGAAAAUAAAGAUAACCUACGUAUCAUAGAUAUUUUAAAUUACCUUAACGUUUUACUCAUGUGUAAAAAGGGUUGUUUCCGCGUCCUAUUCAAAAUAUGUAAUUAUUAUCAAGUAUGAACAAAAGUAGGUCAGGUUUCUAAUUCUAUACAAGCGAAAGCUAUUGGUCAAACACACAUCUUGAAUGACAUAUGAAAGCUUAGUGGAAACUUGCAGUUUGGAUUAAUAUUUCUAAUAGAUUUUUGCAACACUAUAUGUACAGUUUGUUAAAUUUGACUGUUUAUGUAUCAUUUAUUACUAAUUAAUACAUCAGUUGUUUUAUCUUCAAUUAUUUAUGUAAAAUGUAGCUCAUUGACCAAUAAGAAUAUUUAUUAACCAAUAUAAAAUUAACUAAAUCAUUAUUGGAAUUGUACAGUUUGAAGUAUUGUUCUACAAUAAUUAACAAUAAAACUAAAAAUAUAUUAUUAAUCUAAAUCAUUGAUCAUAAAAACUGUUACAUUUUAAAUUAAUUUCUAAAUAUCUUUUAUUUUUUGAAAAUGGAAAAUAUUUCAUUUAAAUGGGAUAUAUUCUAUGGAAAUUAAAAGUGAAACAAAGAAAUGGUUUAAUUUGAAAGUAAAAAAAUAUUAUUAUUAAAAAUAUUUUUAAUCAAAUACUAGUUAUUACCUUAUAACAAAUAGUCAGAAUAUACAAUAUGU
This is a messenger RNA of Diorhabda sublineata, 5800 nucleotides long. It is a transcript of the gene HDAC6, whose product is annotated as histone deacetylase 6. Gene Ontology annotation, molecular function: histone deacetylase activity. Gene Ontology annotation, cellular component: histone deacetylase complex. Gene Ontology annotation, biological process: chromatin organization. Bases 316 to 2997 code for a protein of 893 amino acids. NCBI's taxonomy places the organism in Eukaryota, Metazoa, Arthropoda, Insecta, Coleoptera, Chrysomelidae. The transcript has 13 exons. The record is from RefSeq and is a predicted model, not a curated record.